Orbilia oligospora ATCC 24927 is the source of this 1296-nucleotide messenger RNA. RefSeq lists its product as uncharacterized. The record is from RefSeq and is a predicted model, not a curated record. Lineage: Eukaryota; Fungi; Ascomycota; Orbiliomycetes; Orbiliales; Orbiliaceae. The transcript has 2 exons. Bases 1 to 1296 code for a protein of 431 amino acids.
AUGUACCGACCAGUCCUCCUCUUCCUGGGCUUUACCACCCUCUCCACCGCUCUCCCACAGACCCGUCCACCAACUUCAACUACAACGGCACCAUAUACAUCUCCAACCCCGUUCCUCACCACAAGUACCACCCAACAAAACCCACAGGAACAAGUAAUCCACGACAUCAUCGAUACCGUGACCUGUACGGACCCGGAAUCCGGUACAACCACCACUUACGAAUCCCAUGAUAUUGAUAUCGACAGUACCACCGCCGCUAAUAAUAAUAAUAAUAACGACAAUAUAAACCCACAAUUCCCCAAAGAACAAACCCACAAACUAUCAAAACGUGGUAAUUGCCUGCCACGUACUCAACAGCAAUAUUUAGAUUACUAUGAAGAUCCGCCUAGUUUGGAUCAAAUGCUUCGACCGACGACAGGUGGUGCUGGUGGUGGUGGGAAUAUAAAUGCACCGAUUGGGAUUCAUUAUAGCCAGUUUGAGAAUGUUAACCGCCCUGAUGCUGGUGGUGCUGGUACUGGUGGUGUUGGGGAUAGAAGGGAUUCUCAUAUAAGUAAUAUAGAGAAUUUAGUAGCUGAGCCGUCUGUGGAAAGGAGUAUUGGGCAGGGGGUAGCUGUUAAUGAUGGUAAUAAUGAUAAUGGCGGUGAUGGUGAUGGUGAUGGUGAUGGUGAUGGGAUAGAAGAGGACCAUGAUUUUGAUUUGAGAAUGGAUGAAUUUGGGACGGGAUUAGAACCUGAUGCUUUAGAUUUCGAAAGAGGGAUUGUUGAGGUUCGCCGUGGUGUGGGCGGUGGGAUUAAUGGUAGGUAUGGAAGAGGGGGAGGAGGGAGAGCAAGGCUUUUGGCGGGAAGGUUUGGUGAUGUUGUUCAUGAUGCGCUUGAAGAAUACGCCGCUGCCAAUCGACGACAAGAUGAAGAGGAAGAGGAGAAGGAAGAUACAUCGCCAUCACCCCUCCAACGAGCACAUUCAAGACCUGAAGAACCUAAUCCUAUAAAUCUGGAUGAUUCGCAGUAUUCAGUUAUUGACCAGGAGACUAUUGAUGAGAUGAGGAGGGCGGUGAUGGAUGAAUUGGCUAGUGGGUAUGGGAAUAUUGGGAUUGAUAUUGGUGAUUAUGGUGAUGGUGAGAAUGGUGCGGGGGGUAAUUUGGAGGGGUUCCCGGAUACGACGGAUAUUCCACUGCAGAGUGUGCCGACGGGACAAGAAAAUGAGUUUCCGAGUGUGGGAGAGGAGACGACGAGGUUGUUUUGGGGGAAUGGGAGAGCGCCGGAUCCGGAUUUUGGGUGGCCUCCUAGGGGCGUGUGA